AUGACAGAAAUACCAAACAGUAUUCGCAGUUUGCUAGGAGUACCGCUCAAGCACACCAAUUCCAAGUUCAAGGCGGCAGAGGGAACUCACAAAAUUCCAGAUCCUCUGGCUCUUGCUGUUGAAGAGCUACUUUUGGAAAGAAUCCAGCUUGGUGAGGAGGUCGGGUUUGACUUUGCCCAGGACGUCUUGCUACAUGCAGUGCAAGAAUGGAAUUCUCAACUUGAAGCGCUUCGAGAUGAUGUCCGCACAUCGCUUGGACCCCAACUCCUACAAGUUCAUGACCAAAGUCUACCAGAGAAUGCGUCAGAGGAGAGCAUACAAGCAGUGCAAGAUGCAGUCGAAUUUGGGAUUUCAGUCGACGGGAACUCAAGGUUUACGCUCAGCAUUGAAGACAGCUUGCGUGCUGAUGCAUGGGCAUUGAAAAAGAUCCAGGAAUACCAGGGGGGCAAGAUUUUGAUGUGGAGUUGGCUUUCACGUGGCCUGACAACCAUUGAGCAGCAAGCAGAGUGGAACUUCCAAGGCAAUGUUGAGCACGCGAAGUCCGCUUUGCAAGCCACGCCAGGUGCUUUGGCUGAGCUCUGUGAUCUGGAGGAGGUUCCGGAUGUUGACUGCUCUGAAGAAAAGUCACAAGUCAUCCAAGCUGAGCCAAUCAUGGAUGGAGAGGUCACAAGUGCAUGGGCCAUUGCUGACCCAUCCAAUGCUGAGUCCAAGCCAAUCUUUUUGCCAGGUUGGUUCCGGCAUCCAAUUGACCGGGCCAUUCUGCUUUGGCAGGAGGAAUCCAGACGUUGGGAAGAUAAGAAGGCAAAGCGGCUAGCAGAAGGACGGAGCGGUUUAGCUCCCAAGAUGCAGGAAGCUUUUGACGAGUGGAGUGCUACCAAGAGCAAAACCAUAGUGCUCAACAAAAAAACACAUGGUCAGGUGGUGAACUUCAACAACAAGCCGAUCUCACAACUCAAGAAGAGUUGCUUGAUGAUUACGAUCCACAUGAGUGAGACUGCUGAGGGCUUGGCCAUCCAAGCCGGUGAUGGCAAGUUGUGGCAGCUCAAGAUGAUGGAGGGCGUGCUUCCUGCUGGCGAUUGCAUUCCUCCUGAGGUUGACCAAUUCACAGGACUGGAUCUUCCGCCUGAAGAGCAUGAUGAUGAACCUCAACUUGUAGAUGAACCCGUACAUGGUGAUGCUGACGCUUUCCUGCAUGAUGAAUUCAAUGAUGGUGAUGAUGAGCGUGACCCGGACAUGAACAAGUGGCUUCUUCUUGAAGACUCUGAGGGGUCUGAUGGGUCCGAGGAAGAAGAGCCACCAGAGCUUCUUGCAAAGGCCUUUGGCACCUUUACUCGGGUGAGGGCAGUCGAAAAGCAGCCAGAAUUCCAACGGCUGGCAGAACUAGGAUUGGCUGUGAGACCGCCUGGCUGUUGGCUGGGCAUACACCCGGCUGCUAAAGUAUGGAGAUCGGCAAGCACAGGGUCUCCCUAUUUCAGCAGAAGCUUCAAUCCAACGUCCGGUCGAGACGCGUGGCAGGCUCUCCUGCGUGUCUUCGAACUCAUGUUGCAAUCAUUUCUUGCCACCAACCCGAAGGAAAAGUUGGUGAAGCAUCAACUUGCACGGAUCCAAAGGCUCAGGCAAGAAGAGCCUGGCCAUGCGGAUUGA
Messenger RNA from Durusdinium trenchii, 1644 nucleotides. Lineage: Eukaryota; Dinophyceae; Suessiales; Symbiodiniaceae. The record is from the annotation of a GenBank genome assembly.